CACCCAGGGCAGCUCUUUUUCCUAGAGUACAAGGCCAAGUGCAAUAAUGCGUAAAAGUUGCUACAGCUGUUGUACAUAGACACGGUGCCACAUUCUCUUGCUAUGCAGCUUACUGCUGCGUAUAAGCGGCUGUAAGUCAAUCUCUGUCUCUCCCUGUCUGUCAGCGGUGCCGCUAGGUCUGAUAAUGACGUCAGUGGAGGCCACUCUGGACACAGUGAGACAGCAGGUGGGGCAUUUCACUGUUCCAGACGAGAACGAGGGUGGGGACAGACCUCUCGCGGAGAACUGGAGGUUUCUUGAGAGUAAGAUCACCCCUUGUCUCUUCUCUCUCCUUCCGUUUCUUCCUCUAUCGAUAGUAAGCUUUGACCUCUGACCCUCACCCUUCUCUCUCUCUCUUCUGGCUGACUAUUUGUCCUCUUUCCUAUUCCUCCUCCGUCCUUAUUACCUCCCUCCAUCCCUGUAUAUUCCACCCCAAACCUCUCUCCUCCUUCUAUUUUCUCUCUCUCUCUUCUCUCCAUUGUUGUUAUAUUUUCUGCACCAACAUAUUAACGUAACUGUUCUUCUAUGUAUGGCACUUCUGUUCACCUCUCCAUUUCUUUUCCCCUCAGCUAACAGCAGUGGGUUGUAUGAGCAGAUGUUUCAAAUCACUCCGGACCAAGAGCACUCUAUCGUCAUUGGCAACAUGCCUUCCGACGGCAUCAUUGUCAUGGAGAUGGACUCUGUGGUACACUUGCGGGCAAAACUCUUCUCGCCUGAAGAAGACUUACCCGAACAUCCGCUGUCAUCGCUACCUGAAGAGGAGUCUCAAUCACGACAAAUUGGAAGGAACCACUCGUAUAGUGAGUGUAUAUGUACAACAGUCCUACCACAGAUCAUGAAUAUCAUUAGCCACUGUGUGAUGUGAAUUGUGUUGUAGGGAGGGCCACUAGUCCAAGCUGUGAUGUGUGUCCUCUUCCUCCUCCUCGCGCAAUGUCUGUGGCCGACCGUAAUGCAGGAGACCCAAGUCUACAAGUUCCAGGAAGUCGUUUUGACCAGAAAAGAGGGAGCAUAGGAUCAAACCAAUCAGAGGAUGGAUACGAGGGAGACUCUGAAAAUCUGUCUCCAAGCCCUCUACGGAACAUUGACAUGGGAUCAGAUUCAACAGGAGGUGAUACAGACGCAGGGUCGGCUCCGAGCAGUCUACAAAAGGCACUCAUCGAUGCCGUCAAAAGAGGACAACUGAAGAAAGUACAACAGUAUCACGAAGCAGGUGCUAAGUUGACUGUUGCCGGUAGCAACGGAUGGACGGCACUGCACCACGCAGCGAGACUCGGCAAAUAUGAGAUCGUCACAUAUCUAGUUCAACACUUACCAAAAGAAGCACUUGAUUUAGUUGAAAACGAAAAGCUGCAGACACCUCUACACAAAGCUGCGUGGUACGGUUAUUUCGACAUAUGCAAAGUUCUAGUUGAAAGCGGGGCUUCACUAUACAGACAAGACUAUCAGGGAAAUACAGUGAUGGUUCAAGCCAGGAGAAGUGGAGACAACGAACUAAUGAAAUAUCUCAAAGAAAAAGAAUCUUCACGUCAACAAUCUCUGGAUGAUGAAGAACAGGCCAUCUAAAAUUGUUAUCCCAUCAAAAUUAGACAUACUGCUCCUUAUAACAAUACUUUACAUUCUAUUGCCAACUGUGGUGGUUCUGUUUUUAUAUAAAUGGCGUUGUACAGUAUGCAUCCACCUUUUCUAUUGCUUGUGCGGAGAUUUGCGCAUGCGCAUAUUGUACAAGUGAGCCCCUCCCACUUUUAAUCUGUUUGUCUACCUACCUGCACAACACUGAGCUACUAGCUUAGCUCUAGAGACAACUGGCCGGCAAAAAACUAAGAACGAGCCAUGAACCGACACAGAAACGCGAGAGAGCCGGAGCUCUCGCUACUGGCGAAGGGACGAGGGCUGAUGGACGGUGGAGUCGAGUUGGAAUGCUUUGCAGACGACCGAAGAUCAUUCACACUCAAUGGUGAGUCCUUCAUCAGACCUUCCACGAGUCCAGAAGGGCAACAGGCAAAGCCGUACAGAAGAUUCCAGCUAAUGCUCCCCAAGACCUAUGUCACCAGAAGAGGUCAAAUGGUUCUGUUUACAUCGCCUGGAGACAUGAUAGUCGGCCAGUCAGUGACGCUGCAGCAUCGGAAAGAGGUGACCAGUGCUACAGCUGCUCGCAGACUAAAGACAGUCAAUAAACUUGUCUCUUCCUCCAUGGACUACGAACCAACCAAGUCAAAAUCUUCAGAGGUCGGGGAGUUCACUCCUGUCUACCUCCAGAGACUACGUGAAGCUGCAGAGAGGGCAAAGGAGGCUGAAAACUACGAAGCACAGGGUUUAGACAAAGAUGAGAACAUGGAAGAAGAUGACUUGGAAGCUGCAGACUCUGGAGUUGGACCAUCUCUUCGGCCAUCUUCCUCCGGUCGUCUCUCGUCUCUCUCUCACUACAGCGAUGGAACUGUCAUCCAGAUACCAGGGGAGAGACUAAUGGAAGAGAGGGAAGAUUUGACAGUAUCACCUACAGACCCAUUCAAACUACUAGCUGGAGAACUGGGAGGCCACAUGGCAAGUGGACAAAAAGUCAAGACUAAGCCAAGCGGCGGAAAAAGCACGAAAAAACGAAAAGCCACUUCGGACAUGACUACAACAGCCCAGAAACAAAAACCUUCGAAAACAAAAGGAAAGAAGAGAAAGAGAGGGAAAAAACCGACACAGAAAGACAGUACAGAUGGGGGUGGGGUUUCCCACGGAAGUUCAAAGGUCAACGUUCUGAGGGACUUGGAGAGUAAGAGGAGAGAGAAGAGGGAGUUGGAGAGGCAGAGGGAAGAGCAGGCGAGGGAGCGUGCGAGGUUGGAGGACGAGUUGAGGAAACUGAGAGAGAGCAAGACGGAGGGAGAAUCGGAGGUGUCCGAUGAAGGAGCCAGCGAGGGAGGAGGGAGAAGGGGGAGGGGAGAGUGUGUUGCCAUGGCAAGAGGCGGAAUAAAGGCUGACAUGGAACACAAGAGAAAUGAUGAAGAUACAUGUCACAGGAAGAGAGACAGCACAGAGGGACACAGACGGAAAUUGACGGAGGCAGAGAGAGCUGCGCGGGCCCGGGAAGCGUACGAAAAAGGAGCGAAGCUUCGAGAGAAAUCCAACUACAACAACCACCGCGAGUUACAAUCACUCAGACUUUCCCAGUCAAUAACACCCGCCUAUACAUUCAGCUACUUUCAACACGUACCCCCUAGGGGGGCCGAAAAUUCUAGCAGCGGGGGAACUGCAAAGGGGAGCCGGAGGGGACAGCAAUCUAAGAAGCAGAGGCAGCCGAAAAAGUGAUGUCGUUUUUUGUUUCAAUGAUGUAACGUAACUAUGUUUUUGUGUACAAAGUCAAUGUUGUUGCGUAUGCAGUAUAAAUGUUUUACGCACACUACUGUAUAUAUUAUUAUGGAGGGAAAUUACAACCAUGCUCAGAGGCUGAAUACGUGUCAUCUUGUCAGUAUCCUUGUUCGCGAUUCACCGCAUGCAGCAAUUGUUUGGUUUAUAUUGUGCCAUUCCCCCUCCCUCUCUCUUUUACCAAACACACU
Geodia barretti is the source of this 3581-nucleotide messenger RNA. The record is from the annotation of a GenBank genome assembly. NCBI's taxonomy places the organism in Eukaryota, Metazoa, Porifera, Demospongiae, Tetractinellida, Geodiidae.